GAAACCAUAGAAAUUACAAACCGUCAUCGAAAAAAGAUGGCGCAUUCGGCAGAACCGGUGGAGGGAAUUUUAAACUUUCGUAGGAGUCUAAACUAUGAAAAAUAACGGAAUAAGAGAUGCCUCUUACCAAGCCCACAUACAGAUGUGUUCAUUUUAUUAACUGAAAUGGCGUGUAGUUCAGUAGGUAGAUAGCAACAAGUUCAGGUAGUUUGAUCAGACUACUGGUUAUGAUUUCACGGUUUUAGCGCUCCACGAUGACCGAGAAGUUCAGUCCCAUGGACGGUCCGGAAAUGCCCCAGGCACCCCCUGUCCCGGCUGGCUGCAGUCGACUCACGACUCACCCCGACCUGGAUCUGUCUGUCACCCUCACCCCGGAGAAGCCGAGUAUUGAGGCUGGCAUCCUGAAGCAGGGCAAACGAGGAGGCAGGCGGCCACAAAGGCAGGUGCGAUUCAAUAUCAGCCCAAAGUCGAAGGAGACGGUGAUAAAACUGAGCAGAAAUCCAGCCCAGGAGCAUGUGGUCUGUACCGCGGUGACUGAGCCCAGCAGUCAGCAGGAGGCGACUCAGACCACCCGCGGGUCCAAGAACCACAACGAGCUGAAUGGGAGGAAGAGCGGCAAGAAGCUUGGACGCCCAGAAGGGGUCUCUGUCAGCAGACUGGCCGAGGAAGGUUCCGGUAAGCUCUGCCAGGGGGCGGAGCUCAACACCACCCUGGCUUUGAAGGCGGAGCUGGAGGACCAGGCAGAGAAGGAGUUUGAUCCCAGGAGGGCAGUGCAACAGCGCCUAAAGGCAUCUGCGUACACCAAAAGCAACAUUAGCGUGCGAGCUACCGGAGGAGUCAACAUCCCACGCUCUCAGAACCUCUACCGAGAACUCGUCAGCAUUAGUGUGCCAGAGGAUCAGCUGAUCAGCCAGGCUCUCUACGAUAGGUUGAAGCUGGUCCCACCCGCCCCUUCCAACAAGUGCCAGGACAGUCCAGCAGAGGGCCCUGACCUCCUGGCCUUCUACAAUCCUGGGGAACUCUACAGGGAGACACAACUCUUCCCAGGGGACGAGCUGAAGCUGCCACGGCCUUGCCCCAUACCCCGCCCUUCCCACGCGACCUUUGACCUGUACCGCAAGCACAGACAGUGGGAAUCCUGACUUGCGGAGGCUGGCAAUGAACUGGAUGAGCCACUGGGUCGUUAUGGGCCAGGUUGUUUGUGUCUGAGUGAGCACAGUGGACGGGGUGGGUGGCUGGGGGUCACAACAUCCCUCUUGGCCUAACUCGCACCGAUCUGCACGCAGCCCUCACUGACCUUCUGCCAGGUGCAACCCCCCCCCCCCCCCCCCCCCC
This is a messenger RNA of Paramormyrops kingsleyae, 1335 nucleotides long. RefSeq names its product protein phosphatase 1, regulatory subunit 35 (gene ppp1r35). Gene Ontology annotation, biological process: negative regulation of phosphatase activity; positive regulation of centriole elongation; positive regulation of cilium assembly. The record is from RefSeq and is a predicted model, not a curated record. Gene Ontology annotation, molecular function: phosphatase binding. Lineage: Eukaryota; Metazoa; Chordata; Actinopteri; Osteoglossiformes; Mormyridae. Gene Ontology annotation, cellular component: centriole.